UUCGUUUUGUUUACUGUCUCCCCGUCGCUGUCGCUGGGGCGGCCGGCGGCGGCGGCAGCAUGGACAGGAAGAAGAAGCCGCUGGAUGUUACGGUUUCCUCGCUCAUAGACUUGAAAGCUGAACUUUUCAGAAAACAGGAAGAAUUCAAAAAAGAAAAACUUCUGAAAGAUGCUGGAGUCCCUGUAAAACCUAAAGCAACAAACAAGAAGCCGAGCAUUUGGACUAAACAGAAUAAAGGUGUUUCAGAUCGAUCUGAGAAAGAUGCUGAACAAAAGAUAGAAGAGCAACAAACAUUGGACAAAUCAAGGCAGAAACUAGAAGAGAAAGCACAGCUCUAUGAGAAGAUGACAAAAGGAGACUUUCCAGAUGAAGAAACUGAGGAUUUGUACCUUGUGGAUUUCACCCAGAAGAUUAUAGACAAACGGAGAGAAGUACAGGAGCUGUGUGCAAAUGAAGCUGCUAGAAAGGCAGCAGAGAAGGCAAACAGGGAGGAAGAGAGACUUUCUGAAGCAGAAAUUCCACCUCCUCAGGACCCCACUGAAGAAUGGGUAGAUUAUGUGGAUUCCUUGGGCCGUUCUAGACGCUGUAUGAAGAAAGAUUUGCCACAUCUGCUUCAAAUGGAUAAAGAGCUUCAGGGGAAGAGGCAAAUGACAGAAGAGAAGACUUUGUUAUCUGAAGAUAUGAGAAAGGAGCUUCAGCGUCAGCAGUGGGAAAGGGAAGAAGAAGAAGCCCUAAAGAAACCUAUGGGACCAAUGCAUUAUGAGGACAUUAGAGAAAAUGAGGCCAGACAGCUUGGUGUUGGUUACUUUGCCUUUGCCCGUGAUCAAGCUUUGAGGAGAAAGCAAAUGGAAACCUUAGAAAUGCUAAGAGAACAGACUACAGACCAGAGAGCAAAACGUGAACAUUUAGCAGAGAAACGUAAGGCUGUUCUGGAAGCCAGGCUGUCCAAGCUUCGAGCGAAAAAGCGAUUGAAAGAAGGUGACACAAAGGAAAAUGGAGAAGAAGAAGUUGCUAUGCCAGCAGCAGCUGAAUCCAAGCCCACUGAAGUGCCAAAGGUUUCUGCGGAAAAUAGAAAAGUGGAAGUGAUCAUUCAGGAAAGGAAAGAUACAAAGCCUGGCGUGCCCUAUGUCCGAGAGUGGGAUAGAGGCAAAGAAUUCACUUUUGGACUGUGGUCAAAGAAGCAGGAAGAUCUCAGAAAUGAACGAGACCCGGAAUUUGCACCUCCCUCUGCUUAUUUUAUGGGUCAAAAGAGAACGCAUGACUUCAGAAGCCAGAAUUGGAACAAGCCUGGAACCUCAUAUGAAAAAACAGAAACCCUGACAAGAAACCUGCCAUCCCCAUCAGCUGAGCCUUUCAGUAGCAGCUCGCAGAGCAAUCAGUUCCCCCCCACUCAGGAACAUGACAGUGAACUGCAAAAUCAACAGCCGACUUACCAAACUUUAGAUGACAUGCUGUCAUACUAUAAACAAGUAACAUGAGUUUUAGAUGUUUUGAGAUUAAUCAGAAAACGGUGUUUGGGAUUCUCACUUUUCAUUUUGUUUUAAAGCUCAAGAGAAAAGGUGUCUUGGUAGGAUAGGUAUCACAUGUCUUUUGUCAUGUAUGCAUCUUACUGCAGUCCUUGUGCUACUUCUCUCACCACUAGCAUUAAAGGUUUCUGCUUUUAAAGAUUA
This is a messenger RNA of Podarcis raffonei (Aeolian wall lizard), 1670 nucleotides long. RefSeq names its product coiled-coil domain containing 174 (gene CCDC174). NCBI's taxonomy places the organism in Eukaryota, Metazoa, Chordata, Lepidosauria, Squamata, Lacertidae. The record is from RefSeq and is a predicted model, not a curated record. Gene Ontology annotation, cellular component: nucleus. Bases 60 to 1478 code for a protein of 472 amino acids. The transcript has 11 exons.